This is a messenger RNA of Emiliania huxleyi CCMP1516, 447 nucleotides long. RefSeq lists its product as hypothetical. The coding region runs from base 1 to 447 and encodes 148 amino acids. The record is from RefSeq and is a predicted model, not a curated record. NCBI's taxonomy places the organism in Eukaryota, Haptophyta, Isochrysidales, Noelaerhabdaceae. The transcript is spliced from 2 exons.
AUGACAGGGACCGCGGCCGCGGACCCGGUGGCGGACGGGGCUGGCGCGCAAGCGCCGGCCACCGUCGUACUGCCGGGGAUGCGCGGCGGACCCUGGAAUAGCUACAUGAUCGCGCGCAACUGGAGGACGCGGCCGCGGGCGACGCACCGCGAGUCUGUGCAGGCGGCGGAGCGCUCGUACGUCGAGCGCACCGCGCCGAAGAAGAAGGAGCUCACAGAUGAGCAGCUCGCGGCAAAGGCCGCGUCUCGCAAGGCCAAGAAGACCCGGCAGAAGGAGCGCCGGGCGAAGGAGGCCGGCGAGCGCGCUGCGAGCGAGGCCGAGCGCGCGGAGCCCCCGCGCGCGCAGCUGCGCGAGAACAUCCAGUACGUGAUGGCCGGGCUGCGGACUGCAGCUGCGCAGGCGCGCAGCCAGGCCGGGUCCAUUAUUGGGAUCCCUUGCGCACGCUAA